ACUUCUCCUGGUGACAGAACCCGGAAGUGGGCUCGUGUGUCUGGCGACUGUUGUUGACAUUUCUGCACACACCAUUGUUAUCAUGCGUACAAGCGCGCCGUGUGAAAUUUAAGAACGACUGUAGCGUUUUACCUCAUUGCACGCAUCCAUUUUAUCUUUAAUUAUUUUUUGGGGGUGUGGAGGGGUUGUUUCGCAACGCCGCUAAAUUCGACGUAGCUACGACGACCCUGAUACAAGUGGCUAUCACAGAGUAGCAGCAGGCCAAGUGAAGCAAAUUCACCAAAAAACAUGCCUUUGGAUUUCGUAGCCUGACGGUGUUGGGAGGAGAUUAAAUUAAGCAGAUGGCUGUUGAGCUGGAUGUGUUUGUGGGUAACACCACUAUCAUGGACGAGGAGGUUUAUCAGCUUUGGUUGGAUGGAUAUACAGUAAACGAUGCCGUGAAGGUCCGAAUGGAGGGCGGAGCGCUGGACGAGUGCGAGGCGAAUGCGGACGUGCUGUUGAGUGACACGAUGGACCAGUACAGAACUUUCCAGAUGUGUGAGCGCCUGUUGCACAGCCCAUCCAAACUGGCCAAUCAGCUGCUCUUCCAGAUCCCGCCACAUCGCCAAGCCAUGCUCAUUGAGAGAUACUAUGACUUUGAUGACGCGUUUGUGCGCGAAGUCCUGGGCAAGAAACUAUCAAAGGGAACCAAGAAAGACUUGGAUGACAUCAGCGCCAAGACAGGCGUGACUCUGAAAAGCUGCAGACGACAGUUUGACAACUUCAAGCGUGUUUUCAAAGUGGUGGAAGAGCUAAAGGGCCCUCUAGUGGAGAACAUACGUCAGCAUUUCCUUCUCUCUGACAAGCUUGGAAGGGAUUACGCAGCCAUUGUGUUCUUUGCCAACAAUCGCUUUGAGACGGGGAAAAGAAAGCUGCAGUAUCUCACGUUCCAGGAUUUUGCUUUCUGCGCCGGGCAGCUUAUCAACAACUGGACAGUUGGAGCUGUUGAUAACAUGGUGGAAGACAUGGAUGUGGAUCUUGACAAAGAAUUCCUCCAAGAACUGAAAGAACUGAAGAUUUUAAUCUCUGACAAAGAUCUGCUGGAUCAACACAAAAGUCUUGUCUGCACAGCCCUCAGGGGGAAAACAAAAGCUUUUCCUGAGAUGGAGACCAAUUUCAAGAAUCUUUCCAGAGGCCUUGUGAACAUCGCGGCCAAGUUAACCAACACCAAAGAUGUCCGUGAUUUCUUCAUCGACCUCGUGGAGAAGUUCAUCGAGCCGUGUCGCUCGGACCGAUGGACGGCGGCGGACAUGAGGCUCUACUUGACUCACUACAGCAACUCGGCGCAUAUACUAGACACCUUCAAACAUCAAGUUGUGUGGGACAGAUACAUGAACGUCAUCAAAAGCUGCAUCUUCAAAAUGUAUCACGACUGAGUGGCUUUUUUCCUCAACCACUCCAUUUCCCUCCGCUCCUGGCCCGAGCUGUUAUCUUAACCACCCUCCUACGUAUGGAAAGCCAUGUGAGCGUUUUUUCUAUAUCCUUGGCGCCCAACUGAAGGUUCAUAAACUAAUAUGCUCUUUUUACCCUCAGCGCAAAAAUUGUAGGGAUGGGCAAGUAGCGAUACCAGCCUUGUUUCAGGGUAUGGUACCUGCAAUUGUUUUAGAUCAGGACUUUAGAAAUGAGAAGAACAGAAAUCUGACAUCAAAGUAAUGUAAUUUCAAGAUUUUUUUUUUUUUUUUUUUUUACUGUUGGUCUGUAAAAUUAUUUGUCAUUGUUUGGGGGAAAUUUGAUGCAUCAAAAGUACUAGUGGUAUCGGUGCUCGGUAUCAGUAUUGGUGACAACUCAAGAUUUACGUGUGCUGGUAUCGUGGUGAAAAAAAAAGCGGUCCCUACUCUCUAGUAAUGUUUUUUUUUUGUCACUCAGAGUGACACAUCCACCAUGAGGUGAAUAUCAAGAGCAUGGCAUGAAUUCUCAAACGUGUUUCCUCACCCUUGUUUUCUGCCUCCCUCUCUGUUAACGUGACUUCAAGCCUCCAAACAGCUUCUCUCGCUGUCUCGCUUUGUAAAUAAAAGAGCGUAUUUACAUCAA
Messenger RNA from Syngnathus acus (greater pipefish), 2070 nucleotides. It is a transcript of the gene fibpa, whose product is annotated as fibroblast growth factor (acidic) intracellular binding protein a. Gene Ontology annotation, biological process: platelet aggregation. Gene Ontology annotation, molecular function: fibroblast growth factor binding. Gene Ontology annotation, cellular component: nucleus. The transcript has 11 exons. Bases 342 to 1415 code for a protein of 357 amino acids. Lineage: Eukaryota; Metazoa; Chordata; Actinopteri; Syngnathiformes; Syngnathidae. The record is from RefSeq and is a predicted model, not a curated record.